AGCGUUAGAGAGAGGGGUUCACUGGGAAAUGGGGGUUUGGGGAAUGCGGCUCAGAGUUGCCCUCAGCCUAACAUCGCUGCUGCUCCUCCUCUGUCGAUUGCCGGGCUCUGGGUCUACCCAGCUGUCCGUCAGUUUUUCUCUUUGAACAUGACUAUUUUGAGCCUCACCUGGACAGAGCUAGGAACAGCCAUUUCUUUUCCUGGAGCUAUGCCCACCACCUGACAUCCCACCCCCUCCAACCUCCUCAGGGAUGGGGGCUCCACAAAGGAUGGGACCCUAGGACCUGGGAAAUGGGCAGUAGUGUGUGAAACAAAGGCCGGUGCUGGGUACACAGUGCCCUUUGUCACUGAUGGGGUGCUUCAGAUUAGCAGGGAGAAGGCAUGGGUGUGGGGUGGGGAAGGUGGGCAGGCGCUCCUGGGUCAGACCUGCUGGGAAAGCCACAUGAUGGGGAGCCUUAAGUUGCCCCUUACACCCAGAAGACAAAAUGCUGUUUGCUUGCUUGCUUUCUCCUUCAUCCUGGAUCCCAAUACGCAUUCCACUUGUUUCUUCCAAUUUUUUGAAAAAGGGAGACUGAGGCAGAGGACAGACUGCCUGGAGAUACUCAAGUCUAGGAGGGAAGGGUGGUGUAAGACACACUGAAUUUGAAGCAAAAACAAAACAAAACAAACAAAAAAACCCCCAAAAACCUGUUCUAGGCUAGCAUUAGUGAUCUGUGGAUGACCUUGGGCCAAAAUGUGCCCCUCUUGUUUGGUUCUCAGCUUUCUUAUCCACAAAAUGGGACAGGGCCUAUCUCACAAUUUUCCAAGACCAGAUGUGUCCAAAAGAGCUUUGUAAAAGGGAACAUACUAGACACCUGUGAGUUGAAGCUUUUGCCACUUCCCUGCCUUCACCAAGGAUAUCCUAACCCAUAGGGCAACUUUGCAAGAAUUUGAAAAAGUACCUCUUCCAGAAGGUAUUCAGCUGGGCUAUCGGGUUGAGGUCUUUAUUAUGAGAAUUAAAAGGUGUCACACUUUACCCCAGGUGCUGCUUCAACAGUUGGGCUCCUGCCAACCCUCAGGUGAACAUACUGGUGCAGGACUCAGGUGCACUUGGAAACUCUUCUCAGCAGGUCCAGGGCAUCUCUCUAAGACACAAAGCUUCACAUACUUCCCAGAGAUGUCCACAUCCACGCUUUCUCCAGCUUAUCUUUGCUGUUUUGCCUCCACUUCAGGUCCUUUGGGUCUUCAAGCCCCAAAGCCUACUUCAGAGUAUGAUGGAAUUCCACCUUCAAAGAGACUCCUGUGAAUUAAGCAAUCCCAUCACCAGGAUCUCAGGCUUACAGUAACUGAGUCCUUGACCAAUUAUGUCAAGAACUCGAUCAGAUUGCUUUUCCCAGGGCCAAGUACAGAAGCAUCUGCACACCUGGUCAGCACUGUCAUACAAACCAUGUUCACAACUGCUAUCUCAGAGUGCCCUCACCACAAGCCUGUGUGAGACCCUCUACCAUUUACAGAGGAAGCCAUGCCCAGAGAGGUUAAGAAACUGGCUUUAAGGUUUUGAAGCAUGUUAGUGGCAGAGCCAGAACCUGAGCCUAAAUCUCUGUAUCUGUCCACCUCAUUCCCCCACCAGUAAAGAACAAAGCUGAUGACCUCAGUGUUUUGCCAAAGCCCUACUGGAAUUUUAUUCUCCCUCUUUAUCCCCAGCCACCACUGGCUCUCCUUCUCAGGGAUCAGCCUCCAAGCAAGGGGGGUCACCUCCCCUUCUCUGAUUUCAUAAGGAGGGAGCUACUUCAAAGCCCAACUGUGCAGGAAGGAUCCCUGGAGAGUUCAGAGAUCCUGUGUGAGAGCUGACCCUUGAGUGGGUCAGAGGCCAGGAAAGGGAUCAGGGAGCAGCUAUUUCCUUUCCUGCCCAGAUGGGACUUAAAACACUAACUCUUAUGGAGGGCACUGACACAGAACCAGUGUCUGCUGUGAAGGACAGGCCAAGGACCAGAGAAGAGCCACAAGAAAACUGAUGGGAAUGCAAAAGAUCCACUGAGCACACCCCUCCUCCACGUUCACCAGGGGCCCCUGAGUGCGAGGGGAGUGCUGAGGGGGAGGAGAAGGGUGAACCUGGCAAAUGGAGUUGUGGGCUUCUUCAUCCGGGGUAUUUUUGCUUGUUUAUGCUGUAUGAGUAACAAUUUUCACUUCAGAAAGGAGUUUCCAUUCUUAUAAAAACAAAAGCCAAACAAAAGAGGAACUGGAGAGUCACUGACCUCCAAGGAUUCUGGUAGUGUGGUCCUUGAACCCGUUGCUUCUGUAUCUUGAGAGAAACUGUUAUGGUCAUGCAAAUCCUCAGGCCCCAUCCCAGACCUCCCGAAUAAACUCCGGGAGGCAGGACCCAACUCCAUGAGCUGUAGUAAGCCCGUCAGGUGACAUGGAGACACCGUAAAGUUUGAAAAGCAGAGCCUAAGUGUACAGGAAAUCAAAGAGCAAGCUGAGGGGCAAGGGCAGGGCUAAGGAAGAGAAACCAUGUCCCCUAGUCCUGAAGGGCUAAGCAUUUGGAGGUCCCUGUCUGACUCUCUUCUCCUGGCCCUCUUCUCCCCUCCCAGGCGCCAUGCUGUGGCUCCUACUGGGCCUGCUGGGCCCGGCAGUCUGCUGGGCACUGGGCCCAGCUCCAGGCCCCAACUCCUCCGAGCUGCGCUCAGCCUUCUCGGCUGCACGUACCACCCCACUGGAGGGCACGUCGGAAAUGGCUGUCACCUUCGACAAGGUGUACGUGAACAUCGGGGGAGACUUCGACGCGGCCACGGGGCAGUUCCGCUGCCGCGUGCCGGGUGCCUACUUCUUCUCCUUCACGGCUGGCAAGGCCCCGCACAAGAGCCUGUCGGUGAUGCUGGUGCGCAACCGCGACGAGGUGCAGGCGCUGGCCUUCGACGAGCAGCGGCGGCCCGGCGCGCGGCGCGCGGCCAGCCAGAGCGCCAUGCUGCAGCUCGACUACGGCGACACGGUGUGGCUGCGGCUGCACGGCUCGCCGCAGUACGCGCUGGGCUCACCCGGCGCCACCUUCAGCGGCUACCUGGUGUACGCCGACGCCGACGCGCCUGCGCACGGGCCGCCCUCGCCCCCCGAGCCGCGCUCGGCCUUCUCGGUGGCGCGCACGCGCAGCCUCGUGGGCUCGGACGCGAGCCCGGGACCGCGGCACCGGCCGCUGGUCUUCGACACGGAGUUCGUCAACAUCGGUGGCGACUUCGACGCGGAGGCCGGCGUGUUCCGCUGCCGCCUACCCGGUGCCUACUUCUUCUCCUUCACGCUGGGCAAGCUGCCCCGCAAGACGCUGUCGGUGAAGUUGAUGAAGAACCGGGACGAGGUGCAGGCCAUGAUUUACGACGACGGUGCGUCGCGGCGCCGCGAGAUGCAGAGCCAGAGCGUGAUGCUGGCGCUGCGGCGCGGCGAUGCUGUCUGGCUACUCAGCCACGACCACGACGGCUACGGCGCCUACAGCAACCACGGCAAGUACAUCACCUUCUCUGGUUUCCUGGUGUACCCCGACCUCUCCCCUGCCGGCCCGCCGGGCCUAGGGCCUCCGGAGCUCUGAGCCCUCACCCGAAAGGAGCCCGGGAGGGCCAGGGGCGUGCAUGCCGAGCCGGGACCGCCGCCCGAGCGCCCCGCUGGCGCGAGCAUGAUGGCCUGCCCGGGGCGGCUGGACUCUGCCAAUAAAGUGAGCCUGCGCCGGUCAGCCCGAGGGUCUUGCGCUCUGU
Messenger RNA from Castor canadensis (American beaver), 3718 nucleotides. NCBI's taxonomy places the organism in Eukaryota, Metazoa, Chordata, Mammalia, Rodentia, Castoridae. The record is from RefSeq and is a predicted model, not a curated record.